UAUAAUACAGACACCUGUUCUGUCAAUACUUUCCCAACAGAUGAAUCUUCCAGUUCUGCCCUCCAUACUGCUGGUCAUAUCCACUGUGCAUGCCUUCCAGUAUACGGAGCUUGCGCAGUACAUCGACAGCCAUCAAGAGGAAUACGUGGAGGCUCUGCGGGACUGGGUUGCAAUCGAAAGCGACUCCAGCAACGUCGUGAAGAGACCAGACCUGCACCGCAUGAUGGAGGUGGUGGCUCAGAAGCUGAGGCUCAUGGGAGGGACAGUUGAGCUGGUGGACAUCGGAGAGCAAGAACUUCCUGAUGGGCAAAAGUUAGCGUUGCCUAAAGUGGUGACAGCUCUGUUUGGCAGCGAUCCAAGCAAACACACGGUGUGCGUCUACGGCCAUGUGGACGUCCAGCCGGCGAAGCUUGAGGAUGGCUGGGUGACGGAUCCCUACAACCUGACCGACAUCAAUGGUAACCUGUAUGGAAGAGGAGCGUCAGACAACAAGGCCCCAGUUUUAGCCUGGAUCCAUGCUGUGGGGGCGUACCAGGCCCUCAGUAUGGAGCUGCCGGUAAAUGUGAAGUUUGUCAUCGAGGGCAUGGAGGAGACAGGCUCUAACGGCCUGGACGCCAUGAUCCUGGCGCAGAGAGACACCUUCUUCUCGGACGUGGAUUACAUCAUCAUCUCAGACUGCGGCUGGCUCAGCAGACGGCCCGCCCUCACCUACGGCACCAGGGGCAACUGCUACUUCUUUGCUGAGGUUAAAGGACCUAAACAGGACUUACAUUCGGGUAUUUACGGAGGCACUGUGAUUGAACCGAUGACUGACCUUAUAGGCAUUCUUGACACACUGAUCAGCCCCAGUGGUAAGAUCCUGAUUCCAGGUAUCAGGGAGGCCGUGGCUCCCCUCUCUGAUGAGGAAUGGAGAAUGUAUCAGGACAUCGAAUUCGACUUGGACAACUACAAGACCAAGAUCGGGGUCAGCCAGCUCAUGUACACCAAUAAGGUGGACUUGUUGGCCCACAGGUGGCGCUACCCCACCGUCACCAUCCAUGGCAUCGAGGGGGCCUUCUCCGACCCUGGCACAAAGACCGUCAUCCCUGCGAAGGUUACCGCUAAGUUCUCCAUUAGACAAGUUCCCAACAUGGAACCCGCUACGGUCAAGAAACAGGUAACGGAUUACCUUCACUCAGUGUUUGCCAAGCGAAAGAGUCCCAAUAAGCUGAAAGUCACAAUGGUGAUUGGGGCCAAGCCUUGGCUGGCUAACACGCAGCAUCCUCUCUAUGAGGCCGGGAAGCUUGCUGUAAAGAGAGUUUUUGACAUGGACCCUGAUCUGAUACGUGAGGGUGGGACCAUUCCUAUCGCCAGAACCUUCCAGGAUGUGACGGGGAAAAGCAUCAUCAUGAUGCCCAUUGGAGGCUUUGACGACGGACUGCACUCACAGAAUGAGAAAAUGAGCAGGUACAACUAUAUUGAGGGAACCAAGUUAUUCAUCUCCUACCUGAAUGAAGUAUCCCAAAUUAAGAAGACCAGCGUGUAAUGUUUCAUUUCAUAAUUAAAUGAAGCCCUAAAACAUUCCAGCUAUAUGUGAGCUCUCGGUGACACAAUAUUUUAGAAUAUUUUCACUGUGCUUUUAUCUGUCUUUCAUCCAUUUUUCUGUGUUGCCGAGCUUUUAUUUAUCUGCAUCUGUAAACGAUAUCUAUCCAUCUAGUUAGUAAAAGCUGUACAAUGC
This is a messenger RNA of Cyclopterus lumpus (lumpfish), 1717 nucleotides long. RefSeq lists its product as uncharacterized. Gene Ontology annotation, molecular function: dipeptidase activity. The transcript has 11 exons. Gene Ontology annotation, cellular component: cytosol. The record is from RefSeq and is a predicted model, not a curated record. Gene Ontology annotation, biological process: proteolysis. The coding region runs from base 41 to 1525 and encodes 494 amino acids. Lineage: Eukaryota; Metazoa; Chordata; Actinopteri; Perciformes; Cyclopteridae.